Molecule: messenger RNA, 1960 nt
Organism: Thecamonas trahens ATCC 50062
Lineage: Eukaryota; Apusomonadida; Apusomonadidae
Product: SYM-3A protein
Exons: 3
Coding region: 1-1797 (598 amino acids)
Source: RefSeq, a predicted model, not a curated record
AUGUCGGAGGAAGUAGUAGCGGUAGUGGUGGCAGCGGUGGCAGUGGCGGCAGCGGUGGCAGCGGCCGCGGUGAAGAGCCAGGAGGCGGCUGUCGAAGGUGUGUCGCCGAGGCGGGUUCGGGUGAAGAAGAAGAAGGUCAAGCGAGUGCGUAAGGAGAAGGACAAGGGCAAGGGCAAAGGAAAGGAGGAGGCUGUGGCAGAGGACAUGGUUGUGACGGUGGCCGCCGAGCCCGAACCCGAUGUGACGGCGUCUGGAUCGGAGGCUCCGCUAGUCGGGAUUGUGGGUGCCAGAGGCGAGGUCGAUCCGGUCGUGGGAGACCUCGAUCCUGCUGCAGAAGCGGUGGAGCCUGAGGCUGUGCCUGAAGGUGUGCACAUGCAGCCGGAACCCGCUCCGCUGGCCGGAGACUCCCCUCGCUCUGCUGAAGUGGUCAAGAAGGUCAAAGUCAAGAAGGUCAAGGUCAAGAAGGUCAAGGUCAAGAAAGACAAGUCAAAGGCCAAGAUCAAGGAGGAGAAGAAGGUCAAAGAGAGGCGCAAGGCCAAGACCAAGACCAAGGCCAAGGAUCGGGUGUCGGAGAUGGAGGUGGCCAUGGUGGGAGCCGCGAGCGGGGGUGGCAAGCGCAAGAAGCGCCAGUAUCGGUUUGACGUGGAGCUGCGAAUUGACUCGCUCAACGACGUCCCACUCAUCAACGCCACAAUCCUUGUCGGAUGGAAGGUGAUCGGCGGCUCGCGGUCGGCGUCGGGCUCGACCGAGCCGGUCCGCAUCGACUCUUACCGGGUCGAGUACGGCGAGGUCUUUGAGUUUGUGACGACGCUCACCUCGCGCGACCUCUCCGAGCCGCUCAACUCGCAGGUGCUCAGGCUGACGGUGCAUCAAGAGCUGAAGGGCGGGCGGCAGCGAAAGAAGCUGGGCCUUGUGGACAUCGAUCUCGCCGAGGCUAUUGGUUGGUCCGGCGCCCUUCCUGGGCAGCCGCCGCGGCUCCGGCGGUUCCUCCUCCAAGAAUGCACCUCGAACUCAGCGCUUGCCCUCAGGCUUGUCUUUACCCAGCUGACCGGAAGCCCGGACUAUGUGCCGCGCUCAUCGCAGGCGUCGACAUCAGAUCUGGCCCGCUCAUCGAGCUCGCUUCUGCUCGCGUCGGUGCCGUCGGUUGAUGCCUUGGCAUCCGAGGCCCGGUACCCGCCGCUCGGCGCAGGUCUACCGGCGCGCCGGCCCGGUGAGCUCUCGGCCGACGGUGUCGACUCGGGCAUUGACUCGGGCGGGGGUUCGGCCCGGAGUGAGCGUGCGCGCCGGCUGCUUGCGCGGCGCAACUCGGAGCUCGGCCACGGAUCGCGCGGUGGGAGCUCAGGCGGUGGUGGUGGCGGCGGUGGGGGUGGCGGUGAUGGGUGGCCUGGAGCCGGGGCAGGGGGCGGCCAUCUACGGCUGCCGGGUGGCCUCCCGCCGCACCCACGCGAGCUGAACGAGUCGCUCGAGCUCAUGCAGUCGCACAACACCGGGCGGCUCCGGCUCGGCCGCAAGACCGGCUCGCACUCGCUCCUCGACACCGACCGCAUCGUGCUCUCCGACCAUACUUCGGACGUGCUAGGACUACCGACGCUGGACGCGGCGACGAUUGCGCAGAACAUGGCGAUUGUGGCGGAGCUCUUUGACGACCUCGGCAUCUCGCUGCAGUCGAUGGCCGACACACUGCUGGCGGUGCCGACGACGCGGCGGGCCUCGCUUCCGUCGCCGGGCACUCCGCUCUCGGCAGUUGACGACGAUCUCGGUGACUUGUCGGCCGGUGAGCUGGAGGCUUUUGCCUGAGUCGAGCUUGCUAUGCAGUUUAUCCCUUUGUACCGGCAUGCACACGAAAGAUACUACAUGAACAGAGUCGGAUCGGUCAUGUGACCGCCAAACAGCAGCGCCCACGACGGCGGGACCGUCCACUGGCUGGUCGUGAGCGGGAAGUUAAACGCCUGGUGCAGGA